AUGGAGCCUGACGCUGUGUCUGUCGUCUGUGUCUUGUCUACAACGAGCCUGGUUAUGGACAUAUUUAAACCUGCUGCGGAAAGUGAGACCCGCAGCGGCGCUGCGGGUCGCUCUCACUCGCACACUCGGGACCGCAGCUACGACCAGGGAUGUAAAGGCCCAGGACACACCAGCGGUCAGUGGCUCCACAUCCUCUGUAUUGUCAUGGUGUUGCGCUCACGCAUUGCUUGCUCAAACUGCAACGGAGCUGGUUCCUUGUUGGUGAAAAAAGACGUACUUGUGUUCUUAUGGAAGAAUUUUUCUUUUUGUGCAACUGCAGACACAGAGAAAUCUCACCAGAACCAGCUGGAUGAGUCCAGCGCCGAGGAUGGCUCACUGAAGAAGAAGCAGCGGCGGCAGAGGACUCACUUCACCAGCCAGCAGCUCCAGGAACUGGAGGCCACCUUCCAGAGGAACCGCUACCCGGACAUGAAGAGUCGUCACUGUAGUGGACGAGGAAUUCACAGGUGUGUAGUUGAAGUGGCCCUGGCUCCUGCUGAGCUGGGGGAGGAGGAACUGGUAUGGUUCAAGAACCGGCGUGCCAAGUGGAGAAAGCGGGAGAGAAACCAGCAGGCAGAGUUAUGCAAAAAUGGCUUUGGUGCCCAGUUCAAUGGACUCAUGCAGCCCUACGAUGACAUGUACACGGGCUACUCCUACAACAACUGGGCCACCAAGAGCCUAGCGAGCAGCCCACUCUCCGCCAAGAGCUUCCCAUUCUUUAACUCAAUGAAUGUAAGUCCCCUGUCCUCCCAGCCUAUGUUCUCCCCCCCCAGCUCCAUCCCCUCCAUGAACAUGGCCUCUAGCAUGGUGCCCUCAGCGGUGGCUGGGGUUCCCACUACAGGGCUCAACAACCUGGGCAACCUCAACAACCUCAACAGCCCCACGGCACUCAACUCGGUAGCGGUGACAGCGACCACAUGCCCCUACGCCUCCACAGCCAGUCCCUACAUGUACAGAGACACCUGCAACUCCAGCCUGGCCAGCCUGCGGCUCAAGGCAAAGCAGCACGCCAACUUUGCUUACCCAGCAGUGCAGAACCCUGUGUCCAACCUGAGCCCCUGCCAAUAUGCUGUGGACCGGCCGGUAUGAAGAAGAAGCUGCGGCGACGACCCCUGACCCAACCGACCAGCUGUAACUCCACAAUUCCCCCCACUUCACAUUUCUUCAGCUCUAUCUCUAAGCUGCCAGAUGUGCUGCAGACUGGCAGAUCGUGUGUUGAUGGUACUCAAUAAGAAUUCUCUUCAAAACUGACAACAAAUAGACAUGCCCAGAUGGACCACAGCGCUUCAAAGGAAUUUGUUUGUGAGACUUUGUUGCCGAACUGACCAACUGCUUCAAAGGAUUUCUAAAGAUUAUUAUCCAUUAUCACUUUUUUCCUUCUUUUGAACUGCAUGAUUAGAGUUAACGUAGAAACCAAGGCUAAAAAAAACAUUGAUGCUUCAACUGGACUGGUGGUCAACAUCUUGGCCCAAAAACAUCAAAUGCGAUCUUUGCUACUAUCGCAGGAAAACGGACCUGUGGUUGCAAUGUGGGAGAAAUGGAGGAUGUAUAUAAUGGACUUUUUUUCUGUUUUGUAUGUGACAUAAAAAUAUAUGAAAACGUACUUUAAAGAUGAGAAAAAGCAUGUUCUUCAAAAGCAAAGGCCCUAGGUUGAUGUACUAUAAGCGCAUCCUUUAGGAACUUUAAACUUUGUUGUGAAUUCUUCUUCCCUUGGAAGGUCAUAGGUCGAAGGUCAGCUUGGGCAGUCCUGUAAAGUGAACACAACCUCAACAUGAAAACAACAAUUUACUCACACAUAUACCAGAAUAUCAGCAAGAUUUUUCAAGUAAAACUCUAAAAAGCCAUUGAGUAUAUAGAUUUGUGUGGUGUUAUACAAAGGGAGUCCAUGACUGUAAAAAAUGUAUGUAAGAGUGCAGUUGUCAUAACAAAAAAACAAGCUUUUUUUUCUGGUGUAGCCUGCUUUGUCUCAUUAAAGAACCAAUUAAAGGAUCCGUUUUUAUGAACUACAAAUGGA
This is a messenger RNA of Morone saxatilis (striped sea-bass), 2053 nucleotides long. RefSeq names its product paired-like homeodomain 3 (gene pitx3). The coding region runs from base 1 to 1128 and encodes 375 amino acids. Gene Ontology annotation, cellular component: nucleus. The transcript has 4 exons. Gene Ontology annotation, biological process: anatomical structure morphogenesis; regulation of transcription by RNA polymerase II. Gene Ontology annotation, molecular function: RNA polymerase II cis-regulatory region sequence-specific DNA binding; DNA-binding transcription factor activity, RNA polymerase II-specific. Lineage: Eukaryota; Metazoa; Chordata; Actinopteri; Moronidae. The record is from RefSeq and is a predicted model, not a curated record.